AUGUCUUCCACAACGUCUGCCCGCCCUGAGGUGGUGCAAAAGCCGAGGCAGCGCACCCCGCCGCCUUCGCAGUUGUCCCCUCCCCUCACCCCCAAGCAGUCGCCCAGGAGCGAGCCCUCUAGUCUGCCCACCCGCGAUGUGUCUGGCAUCUCCCCGCCGACGACUCCCAUCGAUGAUCUCCCGGUGGACAUAGACAUCCCGGACAAUUACGUUGCGCACACGGUCGCAACUGUCAAGCCACUCCCGCCCAUUGGGUGGCACAACUGGUGGAAGGAGCUCAACUAUAUCUCCACCGCCAUCUUGACGGUCACCCCGGCGCUUGCUAUCUACGGCGCGUUUACAACGAAACUCUGCUGGCAGACAGCGGUGUUCUCUGUUUUCUGGUAUUACGUCACUGGUCUAGGCAUUACUGCCGGUUACCAUCGUCUCUGGGCCCAUCGCUCGUAUAUUGCUUCCCCCCCGCUUGAAUACGCACUUGCUCUUGCUGGUGCCGGUGCUGCUCAGGGUUCCAUUCGCUGGUGGUCCCGUGGCCACCGUGCUCACCAUCGGUAUACUGACACCGAACUCGACCCGUAUGAUGCGAACAAGGGCCUGAUCUGGUCACAUAUCGGGUGGAUGCUCGUCAAGCCUCGCAGGAAGCCUGGUGUUGCUGAUAUCUCUGAUCUUGGGAAGAACCCGGUCGUUCGCUGGCAACACCAGAACUAUCUCACCUUGUUCGUCCUUAUGGCGUUCAUUUUGCCGUGUGUCAUUCCUGGUUUGCUGUGGAACGACUUCAAAGGAGGGUUCCUCUUCGCGGGCGCCGCGCGGUUGACCUUCGUGCAUCACUCCACGUUCUGUGUCAACUCUCUGGCCCACUAUCUUGGUGACACGCCCUUCGACGACAAGCACACUCCGCGUGAUCACUUCAUCACCGCACUCUGCACUAUCGGUGAAGGGUACCACAAUUUCCAUCACCAGUUCCCCAUGGACUACCGCAAUGCCAUCAAGUGGUACCAGUACGACCCAACCAAGUGGUUCAUUGCCGUGUGCUCUUGGGUUGGCCUUGCUUCCCACCUGAAGACCUUCCCGGACGGUGAGAUCCGCAAGGGUCAGCUGACGAUGGAGCUGAAGAAGCUGGAGCGCAAGUCAAAUGCCAUCACCUGGCCAAAGAGCUCGAACGACCUUCCUGUCAUCUCCUGGGAGUCAUUCCAGGAGCAGUCGCUCACUCGCCCGCUCAUCCUCAUCUCCGGCUUCAUCCAUGACGUGUCGUCCUUCCUCGAUGAGCACCCCGGAGGUCGCCACCUGUUAGCGAAGAUGAUUGGCAAGGAUGCUUCUACAGCCUUCUUCGGAGGAGUUUACGAUCACUCGAACGCUGCGCACAACCUUCUCGCAAUGAUGCGCGUCGGUGUCUUGCAACACGGUCUUGAACUCGAGUCAGAGCGCGCUAUUCCUCCUUCUCAACGUCUUCAGAUCGUGCGUGCGGUCCAGAUCGCAGAGCUUGUCAAGGCUGCGGACCACGACGGUGACGAACACAUCACGUUUGCUGGGAACCUGUACACACAGGAAUGCGAGACGCAGCAGUGAGCGCUCUACGCAGGCUCGUUUAGCGCACACAUUUCACGGGGCGACGCGACGUCAUACGGCAUGCUAUGUUGUGGACUGCAUAGACUCUGGUACGGCACCAAUUGUUUGGACUCGAGCUUGUAGAUGCGUGCGAUUGCGUUCCCCUCCUUUUUAUGGUUUGCUGGUUUGGUGCAUGGGGGAGAAAAAGGG
Molecule: messenger RNA, 1752 nt
Organism: Dacryopinax primogenitus
Lineage: Eukaryota; Fungi; Basidiomycota; Dacrymycetes; Dacrymycetales; Dacrymycetaceae
Product: delta9-fatty acid desaturase
Exons: 3
Coding region: 1-1563 (520 amino acids)
Biological process (GO): unsaturated fatty acid biosynthetic process
Cellular component (GO): endoplasmic reticulum membrane
Molecular function (GO): iron ion binding; stearoyl-CoA 9-desaturase activity; heme binding
Source: RefSeq, a predicted model, not a curated record